AUGACAAAAACAGUGAAGAAAUCAAAAUACAAUGAACCUUCUGCAUUCGGUAAAUUGUAUUUAAUAGCAUAUAACGGAAUCCAAAGUUUAGGAUGGUCAUAUUUAUUAUGGCAGACAAUUAUUCACUUUUUAAAUCGAGGGUCAUUAGAUACAUACUGGAAUGAAAUAAAAUGGACAGUAUAUAUAUUUCAAAAUGCAGCAGUUUUAGAGAUACUCCACGCAGCAAUUGGACUGGUACCGUCAGGUGUAUUUAUUGUUCUUAUGCAAGUAUUCUCGAGGGUAUUCCUAGUAUGUGGAUCGCUAUUGGUUGCCCAUGGGCCGACCAUUAGUCCUGGACUUCCAUUAUGCAUCGUCGCCUGGGCGGUCACAGAGAUAAUACGUUAUGCGUAUUAUGCGCUGAAUCUUCUGAAGUGUGUGCCGCAGCCAUUGAAGUUCUUACGGUACUCAACAUUCCUAUUACUGUAUCCCGUAGGAAUAACUGGCGAACUUUUAUGCCUGUAUUAUACACUGGAUGAUGUCAAAGAACACAAUCUGUUCACAAUAUCAAUGCCGAAUUCGUGGAAUUUCAUAUUUAAUUAUUAUUAUUUCCUUGUCGUCUAUAUGUUCUUGUAUAUUCCUCUGUUCCCUGUGCUGUUUGGUCAUAUGUUGAAACAAAGGAACAAGAUGUUGUUCGACGAGAAGAAAUCUAAGUAA
This is a messenger RNA of Pieris macdunnoughi, 693 nucleotides long. Lineage: Eukaryota; Metazoa; Arthropoda; Insecta; Lepidoptera; Pieridae. The record is from the annotation of a GenBank genome assembly.